GUGAUCAGAGUGGUUUAGCGAAGUUGUUUCUCUUUUCUCUUUCAGUUUUGUUUGUGAUUUCGUCGGGUAAGGUGUGUGUAGUCGUGCCGAUUUUGCAUUUUGUGGCUUUAAUAAGUGAAGUAGUACAUAAGGAUUUUUAGCUGUCUCUAUAUGUAUACAUUUACUUGUUUAUUCCAUUGUGUGUACACUUAGUGGUGUAGCGUUAGCAGUGGAAAGUCAUUCCUUAUCUCAGAUAAAAAUUGGGAGUUUCAAGUUCUUGUAGUGAAUCUAAAGUUUUUGUAAAAAUUUUUAAAUAAUAUAAAUCCACAAAAUCAAAACUUAGUAAAAACUAAAAUCACCAAACAAUCAAAUAAAAUCGAAAAACACAAAUAUAUAUAUACAUAUACAUAUAUAAAAAUGGCAUCCGAGGUAAGUCAGACACCAGUCACUGAAAAUAAGGUUGCUGAAGAGGCGGCGGCGACGGCAGCGACCAAGCCAGAAAUAACAGCUACAGAGGCAGUAGCAGCCAAGGAGAAUAACGCUGAAAGCAAUGGUGCUGAUACAGCGAACGCACAAGAGAAAGGUGACGACACAAAGGCGUCGGCCGGUGAAGACACAAAGAAAGAUGGAGACAAUGCUACUGCUGCAGCAGCAGCCAACAGCAAAACCGAACCAGCACCAAAGUUCAAUGUGCAUAAAACAAACUUUGAGAAGGAUGUAAUAUAUCUGUAUCAGUUCUCCCGCACUCCUUUGCUGCCAUCGCUAUCACCAUAUUGUCUAAAAGUUGAAACAUGGCUGCGUCUGGCCGGCCUCAAAUACGAGAAUGUGGACCAUAAAAUGCGAUUCCGUUCGAAGAAGGGACAAUUGCCUUUCAUUGAGUUGAACGGUGAAGAGAUCGCUGACUCAGCCAUUAUCAUCAAAGAGCUAUCAGCACGAUAUGAGAAGAAUUUGGAUGCCGCUCUGACAACAGAGCAACGAAACGUGUCAUAUGCAAUGAUUGCUAUGUUGGAGAAUCAUUUGAUUUGGAUUAUUUUUUAUUGGCGCGCCAAGUAUCCCGAUAAUGUACUAAAAGGUUAUAAAGUGAAUUUGCAACAUGCUCUCGGCCUACGUUGGCCGAAUUCGAUUUUGAAUUUUGUUUUCAAAUUCACUUUUGGUCGAAAGGGUUCGAAAAAAUUGAAGGCUCACGGCAUUGGCGUACACAGCCCCGAGGAGAUUGAGGAGUUUGGCAAGAACGAUUUGAAGGUGUUAAGCGAAAUGUUGGACUGCAAGCCGUUCUUCUUUGGCGAUGAGCCAACCACUUUGGAUGUGGUUGCGUUUGCCAUAUUGUCGCAAUUGCAUUAUCUGUCGAAGGAUAUCUCGUAUCCAUUGCGCGACUUCAUGACCGAAAAAUGCCCCAAUUUGGUCGGACAUGUGUCACGAAUGAAGGAGCGAUGCUUCCCCGAUUGGGAUGAGAUUUGCACAAAAUUGGACUUGAAUGCACAUAUUCCAAAACCAGAGCCUGAGACAAAGGAAGGCAAGGAAGGUGAGCCAGAGAAAUCAAACGAGCAAGAAAAUGAUUCCGACAAGAAUGAGAAGGAGAUGGAAAAAGAUAAGUCAAAUGAAAAAGAGAUCACAGAGGAGAAUAAGGAGAAGGAGGAAACAAAGUAAAUAUCGAUAUCGGUAAACUUAGAACAACUGUAAAGGACAUGCAUUUAAAACAAAAACAAAAAUAAUCAUACACCCAAAAGCAUAAUACAAUAAAUUUGAAAACAUUUUUAUAUAUAUUACGAUUAGCAUAAAAUUAUAAAGAAAUUAUACAUAAUGUAUAAGAAAUUGCAAUUAGUUAAAAGCGAAAUAACAUCUGACGAUGAUGGAUGAUUCUAACUUCUAAUUUUGUUUCAUUUUACUUUCUUCAUUUGUGUAAUUAUCAUUUUUUACUGUAUAAUUAGGUAUAUUGUUUAUUUCACUCCCAAUUAAUAAAAACAACAAUAUUUAAACAAAAAACAGUAAUGCAUUAAGCCUAAAUGUAAUUAAUUUUAUUUUUUAUAAUCAAUUACAUAAUUUGUGUGCAAAUAUAUAAAAUAUGUAAUGAAGAAAAAUUAUAUCGUAUGAACAUUGUGUUUUGGAAGUUGACAAAACAAAAAACAAAAUAAAAUGCUGCUACAGGAGUUGUAAUUUCUUACUAGAAUCAAAGAAAUCAUUGUGAAAAAGAACGUAAUUAAUAAUGAAUAAUAAAAAUACUCAAAGUUCGAAAUAAAUACAUCAAACAUUACAUAAAAUACGUACAUCUACACAUGCAUGCGAAUGUAGUUGCAUUAGCGCACUACACAUACGCACUUCGCAACAUGCAGUCAAGCAAAAAAGCAAAAACAAACAUACCAUACAAAAAAGAUAACUUAAAAACCACACCUGCAUACAUAAA
Messenger RNA from Bactrocera tryoni, 2380 nucleotides. RefSeq names its product failed axon connections (gene fax). The record is from RefSeq and is a predicted model, not a curated record. The coding region runs from base 397 to 1626 and encodes 409 amino acids. The transcript has 5 exons. Gene Ontology annotation, cellular component: cytoplasm. Lineage: Eukaryota; Metazoa; Arthropoda; Insecta; Diptera; Tephritidae.